AUGCCCCCGACGACUCCAAAUGCUGUCUCCCAAGUUGCUACUCGUGCCAAAACGGCCGCUCUACUAACCUUAGAUGUUUUUAACAAAACUAUGGCUGAGCACCAAAAAACUCAAAUUGAAACCCUGGACCAAUGUAAACUACUAUGUGAAUCCCAAAGUUCUAAGUUUACUGAGCUGAAAGAAAGCAUUAGUCAUCUGUCAACUCAGGUGGCGGACUUAAAAUUAGACAAUGACAAUCUUCGUGAGAACAUCUCUAAUCUCAACAAGCGUAUCCAAGACCUCGAAGCGGUAAACAGUUGUCGUCCUACUUUUUCGGCUAGCACUGUCCCUAGCAUUCUUCAAGAGAUCUCCGAGCGUGAGCGAUGCUCUCGGAAUGUCAUUAUUCGUGGAUUAAAGGAAUCGUCAUCUUCUGUUAUAGAAGAAAGAAUCUCAGAUGACACUUCGAAAAUAGCUGAGAUAAUCGACCCAUACUUUCCUGAAGCAGUUGCUAAUCUCAAGUCAAUCAGACUUGGCAAACCUAAUGAUAGGGGUCCGAGACCUCUCAAGGUAUUCUUCUCUUCCAAAGAAAUAGCUCUCAAACUAGUUUCUGACUUCAAUAAAAAUGCCAGAGGCCUUCCCCCUGACAGCAGGCCUCGUUCUGUCACUAUGACCCGUGAUCGCACCCCACUUGAACGAGAGUCUAUCCGUCUUGUAUACACCGAAUUGGAAAACCGUAAAAAGAACGGAGAAACUGACCUGACGAUCAACUACAGAGAUGGAUUCCCCUUCAUUGUGCCACUUUCUCGGUCAUCGCAGACCAGACGCCAUCAUGCGUCUACUUCUACAUUUGUCCAUCCAAAAAACUAUCAAGUACCGACCUGCCACUGCCUAAUCAACCGCCUCCUGCUUCGAACAAAGCCUUCUUCUACUACUGCUCAUGUCUUUCAGAUCUACACCACAACUGUAUGUAUAACUUUAAAUCUCAAUCGUCUUACUGUACGCGCUGCCACUCAGCUCAACAAACUUUAA
Molecule: messenger RNA, 1008 nt
Organism: Macrosiphum euphorbiae (potato aphid)
Lineage: Eukaryota; Metazoa; Arthropoda; Insecta; Hemiptera; Aphididae
Source: the annotation of a GenBank genome assembly